AACCACAAGGCACGGUCACAUGAGCAUGUGGUGGCCGAUUCCUUCGCUUCAUUAAACUUAAGCUACGGCUUUCGGCCUGUAAUACCGUUGAAGCCUCGACACCCCCCCUUCCUUCCUUCCUCGCACCUCUCUCUCUAUCUCUUUCUCCAGCUGUUGCUAGCUGUCUCCCUCUUCCCUUGUCAUGUGAACCCCUCUUCUCCUGCCCCUACAGCAAAAGAAAAUUCAACUGCCACCCCUACCGCGUCAACCAUAAUAACGAGAGAGAGAGAGAGAGAGAGAGGGAGAGAAGCACAAACAAGCGACUGCUAUUCGAAUUCGAAUUGAAAGGCCUCUAAUCCUUAUUUCCAUCAGGUUUCAGCUCUCGGCUACCAUUGCCUGGCCGCCGGUCUAAGACCAAGCUUUUGGAGAGAGAGAGAGAGAGAGAGAGAGAGAGAGAGAGAGAGAGAGAGAGAGAGAGAGCGAUGGCUCAGCUCCCUCCUAAGAUCCCCACCAGCAUGCCCCCCACCUGGCCCAACUUCGGCCACCACCGUCUCCCCUCCUCCUCGAUCCCCACCCCCACGCAGCCGGCACCCAGCUCCCAGCCCUCAUGGGUCGACGAAUUCCUCGACUUCUCCUCCGCCAAGCGCGGCUCCCACCGCCGCUCCGUCAGCGACUCCAUCGCCUUCCUUGAGGCCCCGCCGGCGGACGACGCCGCUGCUGCCCGUGAAUACGACCGCCUUGACGAGGACCGGCUCAUAGAGUCCAUGUUCUCCGACGACGUCCCGCUCCCGUCAUCCUCCUCCGCCGGUGCUGCGCUCCCCGUCACGUCUUCCAACCCGUCCACGCCGUCCGACCACAACAGCGUCAACGACGACUUAAAGCCUGCCGCAUCGUCCGACCGCCAGACUGCACCGAGCAACGAGUUGGCUGCGGAGGCGCAGAGCGCUUGCAAGGCCGAGCCGCAGGCGCCGGCUGCUGCCACGCAAGCUGAACCGGAGCCCAUCGUCGACCCCAAGAGAGUUAAGAGGAUAUUAGCCAACCGGCAGUCGGCGCAGAGGUCGCGAGUGAGGAAGCUCCAGUACAUAUCGGAGCUCGAGCGCACCGUCACCACGUUGCAGACCGAGGUGUCGGCGUUGUCGCCUCGGGUUGCAUUCCUCGAUCACCAGCGCUCGAUUCUCACAAUGGGGAACAGCCAUCUGAAGCAGCGGAUUGCAGCUUUGGCCCAGGACAAAAUCUUUAAAGAUGCCCACCAAGAAGCAUUAAAGAAGGAGAUCGAGAGGCUAAGGCAAGUCUACCACCAGCAGAAUAUAAAGAAAAUAUCUGCUCCCACCUCUGAACCCGCCAUGCGCACAGAAAAAGAGCUGGUCAGCUGACGCUCAGAAACAAAAUGCUGCAGAGGUGACAGUAAUUCGUUGAUUAGGGGUUGAGGUGAUGGUGUUCAUCAAGCAGGAGAAUUGAGCUUGCGGUGAUGGUGGUAAAUGUAUUAUUGUAUUCUUUGUGUAUUUCCAUUUCAUCUAUCACUUUUCUCUUUUUU
Molecule: messenger RNA, 1513 nt
Organism: Phoenix dactylifera (date palm)
Lineage: Eukaryota; Viridiplantae; Streptophyta; Magnoliopsida; Arecales; Arecaceae
Product: basic leucine zipper 34-like
Biological process (GO): positive regulation of DNA-templated transcription
Cellular component (GO): nucleus
Molecular function (GO): DNA-binding transcription factor activity; DNA binding
Source: RefSeq, a predicted model, not a curated record